This is a messenger RNA of Caenorhabditis sp. 36 PRJEB53466, 1961 nucleotides long. The record is from the annotation of a GenBank genome assembly. NCBI's taxonomy places the organism in Eukaryota, Metazoa, Nematoda, Chromadorea, Rhabditida, Rhabditidae.
AUGUCAGACGAAGACCACAAUUCCGAUGAGGAAGCCAGACAGAACCUGAGUAAGAAAGAGCUUCAGGAGCUGAAAUGGAAACAGCAGAAGAACAAGAAAAAGAAGGCGUCAAAAAAGCGUGCAAAGCCACUAAGCAGGAAGAGAAGAAGUCCCGCAGGCUGACGAAGAGCCUAGGAAAGAGGUUUGCAGAUUUCGAUUCUUUGAAAAAUCAACAAAAACAUUGCAGGAAAUUGAAGACGAUCUUGAAGUUGAAAUCGAGUAUGUAGGGGAGACUAUUGAAAUCGAGCCGGAUAAUCCAAAUGCAAAGUACUUCUCUGCUAUUUUUGAUGCUUUCAAGGUUAGAAAUCAACAGUAAAAAUAUAAAUUAAAAUUUUUUAAAGAUUUCGACUGAUGCCGCAGACGGAAUCACUUACGGUCAUCAUGUCUCCAGAGGAGAAAAGCAGGAUGAUCUCGGAAAGGUUGGACAAGCGGAACGUAUUCUGCAGGAAGAGAUGGAAGAGCGCGCGAAGGAGAACACAGACGAGAAAUUGUCUCGCCGUAAGCUGCGUAUCUCUCUGCAGCCGAGCAUUGCCAAGCUAAGGAGACGACCAUCCGUGCUGACGUUGUCGAAUGGGCCGAUGUCACUUCUCGCGAUCCGUACCUUCUGGUGGCUCUCAAAGCGUACAGAAACACAGUUCCAGUGCCACGUCACUGGAAUGCCAAGCGCAAGUAUUUGGCAGGCAAACGAGGAUUCGAGAGGCCGCCUUUCGAGUUGCCCGACUUCAUCAAGCGCACUGGAAUUCAGGACAUGCGUGAAGCGCUUCUUGAAAAGGAAGAACAUCAAAGUUUGAAGUCGAAAAUGAGAGAGCGUGCUCGUCCAAAGCUCGGAAAGAUCGAUAUCGACUAUCAGAAGUUGCACGACGCCUUCUUCAAAUGGCAGACUAAGCCUCAGAUGACCAAGAUGGGCGAAUUGUAUUAUGAAGGAAAAGAAAUGGAGGCGAUGAUGAGGGACAAGAAGCCCGGAGAAAUGUCCGACGAGCUCCGCAUCGCCCUCGGAAUGCCAAUCGGCUCGAACGCCUACAAGUUCCCGCCUCCAUGGCUCAUCGCAAUGCAACGUUACGGACCUCCGCCCAGCUUCCCACACAUCAAAAUUCCUGGCCUCAAUGCUCCGAUUCCGGAAGGAUGUGCAUUCGGAUAUCAUGCUGGUGGAUGGGGAAAACCACCCGUUGAUGAGUACGGACAACCGUUGUACGGAGAUGUGUUCGGAUUGGCAGCGCCGGCUUUCGAACCUGAGGAUGAGUCACAAAUCGAGCGUCGCUACUGGGGAGAAAUUGGAUCUGAUGAGAGCAGUGACGAGGAGGACUCGGAAGAGGAGGAUGUUGAAGACGACGAUGAGGAUAUUGGAGUGGGAAGUGGAGUAGCGGACGGAUUCCAGACUCCAGCUCCAGCUGAAGGAAUGGUCACUCCAUCUGGAAUGACCACCGGUAUCACUGGACUCGAGACUCCGGACACUAUUGAGCUGCGCAAGGGCAAGGAGAGUUCUCUCCUCGGCACUGACACUCCGGCGGCUGCUUAUCACAUCAUUCCGGAGAAGAAGAACGAACGAAUCGGAGGGCAGAUGAUGGCAUCGACGCACACGUACGACAUCUCGAAGAAACAAGCGGUGCGUGAUGACGGAGUGCAGAUAUCUCUGGAUCCGGAAUCGAUAGAUAUGGAUGAGCAAGGACUGGCUGCUCGUUACGAGGAGCAGCUGCGAAAGCAGAAGCAUCGCGAUGAUGACGACGACGAUCGAGAGGAUCUGACGGAUAUGGUAGCCAAGCAUGCUGCUAAUCAGAACGUAAGUGAAUAUAAUAAUUUAAAAUGACAAAAAACUGGAACAUUUUCAGAGAAAGCGCAAGGUGCAGGACGAAAAGAAGAACAAGCCGUCGUCGUCUUCAUCGUCGAGCUCAAGCGGCAAAAAACACAAGGACUUCAAAUUCUGA